AAAGGGCAUGGAAAAUGAUAUUUUGUAACUACGUGCUUUUUCUUUAAUGUAUUCAUUCCCAUUCUGAUUUUGAUCUCUUUAAGAUUUGAGUCCAUGCACAUUAAUUGUGUUUUUCUAUUUCUCUACUCUGUUAUAUAUUCUUUUUUUAUUUCUUAGGCUUUUGAUGUUUUAAGUCUAAAAUUUUUUCGUUUUUAAAUCAUGUUCUUCCUUGUUUCUCCUACUACUCGUCUUUUUCAUUUGUUUAGUUUGGGGUUGUUUUGAAUUUGAGGAAGUAUGUCGUGUGUUGUGGCGUGCAAUUGGCUGGCCUUCAUAUUAUUUGAUCUUAAGAAGAUCUAUGUUUAGUGGAAAGAAAAAGACAGAAAUUUUGGGUCUGGACCCGAUUGAAACAUGAAAAUGGGACAUGGUCUCUUGUGUCAUGGUUUUGUGUUCUUGUUUGGUUCAGUUUUUAAUGCGCAGUUUCUGGAUUAAAUUAUUUCAAAGUCUCCAUUUUGAUGCUGUCAAUGUUCAGACAGGUUUUUAGUAUAUUCUAUUCCUUGUUCACAUGUUUGGGAUUUUUUUUAUUAGUAACUUGUUUUUCUUGGCUUUUUUUAACUUUUUCCAAAAAUAUUACAUGUUGCAAAGACUGGAUUUUUCAGACACUACAUUAACUAUUGCAGUCACCUGUUUUCUUGUGUUCAGCUGGUUUCGUUAUCCAUUAAAGUAGCUUCUGGCAGAUUUUGCAUUUGACUAUGAUGAAAAGACCCCAUUUUUCAAAAUGAGUUGUAAAGUGACUUCUGCUCUGAGCUGAGAGAAUAUUUGGAAUAUUGAUUGUGUGCUAAGUUGACCAGACUUGCUAUCUCAGCAACUGAUAUGAGAUCUACAAUGGAAAAAGAAACAACUUGACCUUAUUUUGCAUCAGAUGUCUGCAUUCUGGAGCUGAGCAAAUGGGUUGUUGUGUCUCAACAAGCAGUAGGAGUACUUGUAGCAGCAGGAGCAAUGGAGAUGUGGUGUCUCCAUCUAGCUUAGAAAUUGGAUGCUGUAGGCAAAAGAGAACAAGGAGAACAUUCUCUGAUCAUGUUAUUUCUCUGCACCAUUUACCAUCCUUACCUAGUAGAAUUUUCACCAAUGGAAAGAGCCGGGCUUCUUGCAUAUUCACGCAGCAGGGCCGCAAGGGUAUUAAUCAGGAUGCCAUGAUUGUGUGGGAAGAUUUUAUGUCUGAAGAUAUGAUCUUUUGUGGUGUCUUCGAUGGCCACGGUCCACAGGGUCAUCUUGUUGCACGCAAAGUGAGGGAUGCCUUACCAAUAAAAUUACUUUCAUUUUUGCAUGCUGGUGAAUCAAAGCGAAAUGGGUCAGGUAAAGCUUGCUUCAAAGGGAAUGUAAAACCUGAUAAUGGAGACUCUGAGAAGGAUUGCUCUACCGAGGAUAAACUGAACACUACAUGGAGAGAAGCUUUCAUGAAGGCAUACAAGGCUAUGGACAAAGAGCUCAGGUCUCAUCCAAAUCUGGACUGUUUCUGCAGCGGGAGCACAGCUGUGACUAUAGUGAAGCAGGGUUCAAAUCUGUUCAUGGGCAAUAUUGGUGAUUCUCGAGCAAUCAUGGGAUCCAAGGAUAGCAAUGACUCAAUGGUGGCCAUUCAGUUGACUGUUGAUUUGAAGCCUGAUUUGCCAAGGGAAGCAGAAAGAAUUAAGCGGUGCAAAGGUAGGGUAUUUGCUUUGCAAGAUGAGCCAGAAGUGCCUAGGGUAUGGUUGCCAUUUGAUGAUGCACCAGGAUUGGCAAUGGCUAGAGCAUUUGGAGAUUUCUGCUUGAAGGAAUAUGGUGUGAUUUCUAUACCUGAAUUUUCUCACCGGUUGCUAACAGACAGAGAUCAGUUCAUUGUUCUUGCCUCAGAUGGCGUGUGGGAUGUCUUAAGCAAUGAGGAGGUGGUGGAGAUAGUAUCUUCAGCACCAACACGGGCAUCAGCGGCAAGGAUUCUGGUAGAUUCUGCUGCUAGGGAGUGGAAACUUAAGUACCCUACUUCAAAGAUGGAUGACUGUGCUGUAGUGUGCUUAUUUUUGGAUGGGAAAAUGGACUCAGAAUCUGACUAUGAUGAACAAGGCUUUUCAUCUGCAACCAUCCAAAGCAACCAUUCGGGUAACCCAAUUGAAUCAGAUGAUGGACAAAAGUCUGAGCCAUCUUUGCAAAGGAACUUCACUGUGAGAUCCUCUGAAGAAAAUGAGACUAUUGGAGCAAUAUCUGUUGAUGUUGAAGAUGGAACAUCAUCAGCUGAUGAUCAAAACUGGUCAGGUUUGGAAGGUGUCACCCGUGUAAACUCACUUGUCCAACUUCCUAGAUUUUCUGAGGAAAGGCCUAAGUCUUGAUUUUAGUUGGUUUCUUGGGGACUGCUUAUUGUAAUGCCUUGCAAUAGUGAAUUCAAGAAAAGAAAAUUUUCAUGCAAGUGGUAUCAUUUUGAUGCUCUUUGGUUUGGCUAAUUAAUUGUGGAUAAAGGAUUUCAAUCCUCUUCUACGACCAUGAAAUGGUGCCUGUUUGUGCUAGGGUUAAAAUCGAAUU
This is a messenger RNA of Abrus precatorius (Indian licorice), 2526 nucleotides long. RefSeq names its product probable protein phosphatase 2C 52. NCBI's taxonomy places the organism in Eukaryota, Viridiplantae, Streptophyta, Magnoliopsida, Fabales, Fabaceae. The transcript has 5 exons. The record is from RefSeq and is a predicted model, not a curated record. Gene Ontology annotation, molecular function: protein serine/threonine phosphatase activity. The coding region runs from base 924 to 2336 and encodes 470 amino acids. Gene Ontology annotation, biological process: protein dephosphorylation.